Molecule: messenger RNA, 2129 nt
Organism: Diachasmimorpha longicaudata
Lineage: Eukaryota; Metazoa; Arthropoda; Insecta; Hymenoptera; Braconidae
Product: ADP-ribose pyrophosphatase, mitochondrial
Exons: 2
Coding region: 306-1499 (397 amino acids)
Molecular function (GO): ADP-ribose diphosphatase activity
Source: RefSeq, a predicted model, not a curated record
CAGUCGACCGUUUGUACUGUACAGUUGUGCAAAUCGAACGGACCCCCCGGUUUGUACAGUUGUGCAAUUUCGAACGGAGCCCCCCUUAGUGGUUGAUCUGUCGUCAUUGGCCCUGCAUAUCUCCUCUAUGAUCUCUGGUAGAAGCUCCAUGUUAAUCCUGCCUUGCCCUUUAUUGUAAAAUCUCCUUUAUACGGCCAUUUUACGGUGUUUAGUCAGCUGAUGUGAUAUUCUGCAACAUUUAAUUAACUGCUCAAAUGCAAAAAUACUCAAUAAAUAGAACAAAGUGAAUAAUAAAUUCCAUCUCAAUGGAAUUAAGCAAGGUUCCACUGAGGAAUUUGUCAGGCGUAGAGUGGCGUCAUUACAUUUGUAGGAAUGGCUUUUAUGGCACAACCAAGGUGAAAAGAUUUCCUGUACCUGAUUGGCAUACUGACUGGAGAAACUACAAGGAAGUGAACCCUACGGAUUGGCCGGAAUAUGCACCUGUGGAAUACACAAGUCGGUAUAUUCAUGGAAAACCCUGGGCAGAUCCUGAUAUCUCGGAUCCUUCGUUUAAGCCCGAGUGGAACACCAAGAACGAAUUGAUCAACCGUGAAUCGUACGGGAGAGCCACUGAAUGCUUCAAGUACAUUAUUGGUGGCGAUGGACGACCAAGGAAUCCAAUCGGACGCACAGGAAUCACUGGCCGAGGUGUGUUAGGUCGCUGGGGUCCCAAUCACGCAGUAGAUACCAUCGUCACUCGCUGGAAGUCCUCCUCCGGAGAUGAGCCAGUAGCUGACGAGAUAAUCGGUGAGGAAACGGCAGCAGAUGUCCCAGAUCAUCGUGCGAAGCAAGCAGUCGAAGAUAAAUCCAAAGGCGGAUCCAAAGGGCAGUCACCGAGGAAGAAAGAUAUUCUCCAAUUCAUCGCGAUCCAGAGAAAAGAUACUAUGCAAUGGGCCAUACCAGGGGGAAUGGUGGAGCCUACAGAAACAAUUAGUGAAGCAUUGCAGCGCGAAUUCAAGGAGGAAGCCCUCAACUACGACGAGGAGGGAAGAAGCCCAGAGCAGCAGGCACUGGGAGGAGAAAUGAUCGAUAGCGAUAAAAAGCAGGGGGAAAUACCAGGAGCAGUUCGAGGCGUUAACCAAUCAGGUUACUCAGUACUGCUAGAUAAGUGCCACGGACUCCUUCUCAACUCCCAGGGGGAGCGCUGUACCAUAAAUACGGGAACGCCAAUGACAAUGGCAAAAUUAUUCAGAGUAGGGGAUAUUGUGUAUCGAGGGUAUGUCGAUGAUCCUAGGAACACUGAUAAUGCCUGGAUGGAAACUACGGCUGUGAAUUUUCAUGAUAACGAGGCGUCUGGCUUCCGUUAUUUACCCCUCGUUGCUGGAGACGAGGCUUCCAAAGUUGAGUGGAUAGAUGUUGAUGCAUCAUUAGAUUUUUAUGGUGAGCAUCGUAUGUUACUACGGUAUGUGGCGAUACUGAGGAAUGCUCGUUGGGAUGCACCAUUUUUUUACAAAGGAUGAGCGCCGCAAUUUUUUGCGGGGCGGGGUUGAUUCUUUAGGAGAUUCUCAGUUAAAUUCUAUGAAUAUACAUUUACACAUUGAAAAAAAAAUAUAGUAAUUAUUUAGGGGAUUUGCAUCAAGAUGAAUGGGUUCUUCUUUAGUGGAUUUACAUCAAUGGGUUUGUGUAUCUACUGAAAAAUUCCCAAAAAUAUUUUUCCCCACAUAUUCAUUUGCUUCAGAAAGACAUUGAUUUUUGCAAAAUAUUAUUUCUUCUAUGAGUUUUUCAAUCUCUAUACUUAUUAAGGUAAAUGAAUAUCAACUGUAGUGCCUACUUUGAUUAUGAUUAGGAAGUAGUUCGUUAUUGUUCUGUGGAAUCUCCAGGGUAAUCAUUUUUCAAGCUCUUUGUUGAUGAUAAAGAACUUGGAAAACAUAUUCCCACGGAUUUUUAAAGACAAAAUUCCUGCAGAAUAAGUUGUAAAAAAAAGUUACUUUUAUAUCCUUUUUAUAUGAAAACAUAUUUAUUGAAAGGCGGAUGAUAGAAAUGCGUGAUACUUGGAAAACUCGGAAAGAAAAAACUAGUCGCAAUGUGCUGUUAUGCUUUGGUGGAAUAAUUAAUGAAGAAAAUAUUGAUAUGAAAAAAUCUGUUAUUGC